AAUAUUUUGGAUUAUUUGUCAACACCAAACCAAACCGAACCCGACACCAGAGGUACUGCAACUAUUGGAUAAAAUGCUGAACAUAAGUACCCUUAAUUGAACGAGAGAGAUAGCACCCAUUUUCGUUCGGUUCAUUCAAUCUUUCUAGGAUAAUUUUGGUAAGCAACUUCACGUCGAUCGAGAACAAGACACGCCGAUCUUGGGGUUUUCUUUUUCCCUUUCUGUUUUCACCGAUCUUGGGUUGUUCAUUUUCCCAAUUCUACAAGGGAAUUCGAUCGGUGAGCAUAUUGUGUGUUGAUGAUCGAUGUAUAAUAUAGAGAUUAGGAGUGUUUGGGCGGGUUGAUUUUGCAUUGAGUUGUACGCAGAUGGAAAGGGAGAGGCGUAAUGGCAGUCAUAAUUAUAACUCUUUUACGGUGCGCUGUAAUGGAGGCAGUAGAGAUAGAGAUAUAGAGUCUCUGCCGUUCGCUUCGCCUCCUUCUGCGCUUUCGUCCGGCGGUGCUGUUGGUUACAUCGAACACACCGUUUCAAAGCUGGACACUCUCGCCGGGAUUGCCAUCAAGUACGGCGUCGAGGUCGCUGACAUAAAAAAGAUGAAUGGAUUGGUUACAGAUUUUCAAAUGUUUGCUCUCAAGUCUCUCCAGAUUCCAUUACCUGGCAGGCAUCCUCCAUCUCCUUGUUUAUCAAAUGGUUCCAUCACUCCAGGACAGAGCAGUUCUGACCACAUCCCACCCUGGCGUAGACAUGGUGAUUUCUUUGAAUCAUUUCAGUCCCUUGGAGUUAAGUCUCCUCAGCGGAAGGUUUCUCCAUCUAUUAGCUCUUUACAGGGUUAUAACGGACUCAAACUGAGAGGUCAGAAAACCAUGCCUGAAUGUCUUGAAAUGGCUGCCUACAAAAGAGGAGAUUCUCAAUAUUUAGAAGAUGGGCCUUUCCCCAGCGCCUCUCUGGUUUCCAACCAAUCUUUGAGCCAUCACCGGAAGUCUAAAAGUUUAGUUAAUGCUUUAUUGGAUGAGAAUGGUGAGCUAGCUGCCACCCUAUCUGUUUCAGAAGCUCAGAACGACACUGAUAAAUGUUGCGAGAAAAUGCUCAGAAGGCGUCAGAAGUCUGAAGCUGAUUUCACCCAUCACACGCCAGAAAUGUUGUUGGAGAAUAACAGCAAUACUGGUGGGUUUCUGGCAAAAACAGGAAAGGGCUUAGCCUUGAGACCCAAAGCAGCAAGCCGAACUACGACAAGUGAUUCUGAAGCAGGUGGUUUGAACCCAAUACCAAUUGGUCUGGGAGAUUCUGUUGUGUCUGAUGACUUUUCUGGAGUGAAGAAGUCUUCAAGCACAUCAAGUUUGCAGGAUCAGGACUACAGUAGUGCUUCAUCCAUAUGGACUACUACAAGGUGGAGUCUGAAACCAGAUCUGCAGGCCCUUUCGACUGCAGCCAUUGCAAAACCAAUUUUUGAUGGCUUGCCGAAGCCUACACCGGGUCGAAGAAACAAAGCUGCGCUUGACUAGUUAAUCUCAUCCAACUUAAUUUUUAGUUAUUUUUAUAAUUUCAAUGUUUUUCAGGCCAGCCGUUGCCAGUGCUUGAUGAGUAUAGAGAGGUACGACAAACAGUCGAUAAGGAAAAUGUUAUAUUGGUUCUGUUCUCUGAAGAACAUCUUGCAUGUCGGUUAAGGAAACUGACAUACAAGAGCCAAGGAAGAGGGAUCAAAGAAGCAGAUGAUGUAAUGCGUUCAGCUGAUUUUGCAAAAGCCCUCGAAAAUUAUCCCCAAACAUGUAAUAAAAAUAGAAUUUUGCUAAAUACAAGUAAAAUUGUGUAUUAA
Carya illinoinensis is the source of this 1810-nucleotide messenger RNA. RefSeq lists its product as uncharacterized. The record is from RefSeq and is a predicted model, not a curated record. Bases 366 to 1499 code for a protein of 377 amino acids. The transcript has 3 exons. NCBI's taxonomy places the organism in Eukaryota, Viridiplantae, Streptophyta, Magnoliopsida, Fagales, Juglandaceae.